CCUAGUUUCUCUCUCCUUAGCCCGACUUUCCUCAAACACAAACUUGGCACCUCCUCUGUAUUUCGGUAUUUCCCUCCUUUUCUAUCAGUUUCCCUAGACACAAGAGCGCGAACCGGCGCGGGCAACAACCUUUUCAGCUUUUAUGUCCAUUCUUACACACUAGGUGAAUCAUUGUGCUCGAAGGAGAACGUGAAUUGGCAAAAUGGGGAAGUACAUGAAGAAAUCCAAAAUUGCUGGUGAUAUUGCAGUUAUGGAGGUUUCGCCUCAGUCCUCUUUGGGCGUUCGUACCAGAGCUAAAACUCUCGCAUUACAGAAGCUUCAGAAGUCAUCAUCCUUGUCGACACCGGACCCAGAUGCUUCCCCCUCCUAUCUGCAACUCCGAAGCCGCCGCCUCCAGAAGAUUGCCGCCGGCUCCGAGACCCACCCUCCGCCGCCACAAAAAAAGUCUUGCCGAGAAAGCCCUAUAUGCGAUAUGAUUGUAAAUUCCAGAUUUGAUGAAAAGGAGGGGUUUUUUUCUACCGUACUUGGCAAGGAAACUCAGGCAGGGGAGUUGGAGAACAAUGAUGGGGGUAUUGAGGGUUCUUAUGGGGAAAAUUUCCUGGAGGUUGAAGGCAGAGAUCGGAGCACAAGGGAAAGCACUCCUUGUAGUUUAAUUAGGGACUCGAAUGCCGUUAGCACCCCUGGUUCAACCACAAGGCAAAGGGCACCCAGCAUCACUAACCAGAUCAUUUGCGAACACAUACAGAGAAAUAUUCCUACAGCUUACGAGAUGGAUGAGUUCUUCGCAUUUGCAGAGAAGCAGCAGCAAAUUAUAUUUAUGGGCAAAUAUAACUUCGACAUUGUCAAUGAUGUACCUUUGCCAGGUCGAUAUGAAUGGGUGCAGGGACUUCAGUAGGCGGAGGUUGCUUAGUUGAGGUUGGCUUUGCCAUGCUCUAGGCUGUCUCCUUUCGUGCCAAAAACACCAUGAGUACUGGUUCAAUUGAAGGAAGAUCGAAUGGCAACAACAAUGGUGAGCAUAAUAUCUAGUCAGAUUUGCGGCGAGAGAUCAGAUGGUGGCGAGCACACUUGUGAAAGUAGAGACUUGUGAAGGCAGAGGAGAAGAAAUGAUGCCACUCGUAAAUGAAGAGAGAAAAGACAGCAUUGUGAAUCAGUGCGAGCAACACAAUGCACACACAGUGGAGAUUGGGUCUCAACGGCAGUGGUAGUUGUGGCUGUGAUCUCUCAUCAAAUCCAACAAGCUUGGGAGAGUGAAGGGCGAGCCAGAGCAGCCAUAGGAGCAGCAAUGACGACGAUCUGGGCAGAGAGCAAGCAACUGAAGUGAGAGAAUAAAAAAUUUAAAAAGCAUUUAAUGCUCCAAUGUUCAUAUAUUUGGACGCCCAAUGCUGAUGGAAAAGUUGGGUGGUUGAGCUUUGGCAAAAACGUUGGUUUGGACCCUAACUAAGGUUGAUUAUUUUUUUGCUAUCCAAACAUGAUAAAUGAAGCUUUUAA
Molecule: messenger RNA, 1488 nt
Organism: Prosopis cineraria
Lineage: Eukaryota; Viridiplantae; Streptophyta; Magnoliopsida; Fabales; Fabaceae
Product: cyclin-dependent kinase inhibitor 3
Exons: 4
Coding region: 203-895 (230 amino acids)
Biological process (GO): negative regulation of cyclin-dependent protein serine/threonine kinase activity
Cellular component (GO): nucleus
Molecular function (GO): cyclin-dependent protein serine/threonine kinase inhibitor activity
Source: RefSeq, a predicted model, not a curated record